Opisthorchis viverrini is the source of this 357-nucleotide messenger RNA. RefSeq lists its product as hypothetical. The transcript has a single exon. The record is from RefSeq and is a predicted model, not a curated record. NCBI's taxonomy places the organism in Eukaryota, Metazoa, Platyhelminthes, Trematoda, Opisthorchiida, Opisthorchiidae. The coding region runs from base 1 to 357 and encodes 118 amino acids.
AUGCAUGCUCGAGAUGGACGUGAUCGACAAGAUGAGGUGACUUGCGACAAAACCAUACAAAUAAAUAUUACCAGCGGAAGAUCCAUCCCAACUCCCGUAUUCAAAACACACACCUUCCAUGAAAACCAUCGUCUUCGUAUCCCUCAAGUGCUGUUACACCAGUUCCCAAAGACUCCACAUGAAGUAUGCUGGACUUCUCAAUCGCCACCGACGAACUCCCUGGGAUCUAUGAUCGUAACGGAAACUCAGCUCGAACUGGACAUCAACGAUUCCGACCUAUCCCUGUCGGGUCUGAUUAAUCAGGCUAGACUGGCGGUAAGGAAUCGGCGGUGUUACCUUCCCAUGCGACCUUACUAG